Molecule: messenger RNA, 1518 nt
Organism: Triticum turgidum subsp. durum (durum wheat)
Lineage: Eukaryota; Viridiplantae; Streptophyta; Magnoliopsida; Poales; Poaceae
Source: the annotation of a GenBank genome assembly
AUGUCGGGUGAUGCCGGCUGGCCGACUCUGCCGGGCCGCCUCGACGAUGAAGAUGGUGCCAGAUUGCCGCCCGAGUGUCUGCUGCACCGGCGCGUUCGCACGGACUUCGACGAUGACGAUCAGCAAGACCUCAUCGCCUUGCAACCCUUCAAAAUCCUGAGAUGUGUGUACAAGAAGGCGUUGGGGUUUCCAUCCGAGCUGCAGGCCCAGGCGGAUGAGAUGGUUCAGACCCUACAAAUCGGUGUGCACCUCGCCAAGUCGCCGCCGGGUUUGUCCUGUCUGGGCCUUCGAGGCGGCAGCCCGAUGACCAACAUCGAAACCGUCCAGGACAGCAUCGUCGUCCUCACCACCACUUUCCUCCAUGAUUUUGACUACACCUUCUAUCUGGUCUAUGAAGCCUCCAGUGGUUCGCUCCACAUGAUCCCCAUGCCAGAAAAUCCUUGUUUCAUUCUCACAGGGCUCAGUGCUAGCAUGCUCAUCGCGAGGUCAUUCUACACUGCCGACUACGCGCUGGUUGUAUUGGGCAAGCUGGACGGGCAAGAGGGGGAUGUUCCGUUGGUAUGGCUGUCUUCAUCCUCGUCACCAUCUUGGUCUGAGAUCAAGACCACCGUCUUCAGCCAACCCCCCUCAUUGAUGCUGCACUAUGCUGAUAUGAGCUUUACUAUCGGAUCCAUGGCCUGCUGGGUGGACCUCCUGCGCGGCGUCGCAUUCUCUUGGUGCAACACCCUCUUCCCCAAAGACUGUCGCAAGGAACCCACGCUUAACUUUGGCUUCUUUUCCUUGCCCAGAGAGUUGCCUGGAGCAGAUCACUGUCGCGACAACACCCGGGUGGCACAGCCAGAAGCCUACCGCACCAUAGGCGUCGUCCAAGGUUUCAUCAGGUUCGUCUCCAUCGACGGCUUUCUCGACUAUGUCGACCUCAAGGACCGCACCUUGACAGUCUGGAAGCGAACGUUGAACCGUGUGUGGCAGUUGGAGUACAAGCUCAGUCUCGAGACCCUAUGGGGGCUCCAGGGAUUCGGCGACUUGCCAAAGAACCUAACUCCCAUGUACCCUCUCCUUAGCACAGAGAAUACGGAUAUUGUCUACUUUGCACUUGGGGAAUAUCUGGAGAACCGGCGCAGGUGGAAGUUUAUCCCAAUAUGUGCACACUAUCUACUCGCGGUCAACAUGCAGAGCAACACAGUCCAGGCUUCCAUAUCUCUCGCAGACUGUUUUGGCAGUCCUGACAUCCCAGACCUUGUUACUUCUAGUUUCAGCCGGUAUGUCCAUGUCGUGGGGCAUGAUCUACACAUUAUGAUGAUGGACACGAUGAAGCAAAUGGCGUCGAUCCAUUUGGACCCCAUUGACUAUGAUGAAAGGGAGGCUCGGAAGGUGAUGAGGGAGAGCCCAUUCAACUGGCAAGGAACUUUGAAGGACAAACCUAUCUUUUAUCCAGCUCGCUACUACUCGCAACCAUCAUUGCUUCGUCUCACCCAAUCAGCCACUGCAGACAUCAUUCCGGAGAUAUCAGGGUGA